AUGCCCUGGCCUGCACAAUGGCCCUCUGUUGAGGGUACGUUUUUCUGCCAGUGAAUGGAGGGAGUCGUUAUGAAGGGAGAAACAUCAAAUUGGAAUUUGACCUUGUGUUAAUGGUAACCGGUGUGUAGGUCAUAAGAGUCUCGGCAAAAGUCUUUGGAAAAAUGAGCUUCAACAGCUGAUUUAUUAUUAUUAUUUAUUAUCAGUAGUUGUUAGCCAAGAUGAACGAAGCAGUGGUACUGUGGCACCGUUUCUUCAAAUUCUAACGCUGAUGCAUGGAAAGGGCAUUGCAUCGAACUUUUCACUGCGCUACAAAAACAAGAAUGGAUCUGUUUGCAGCUAACGACACUCUAAUAUAAUAUAAUGUACUUCGAGGUGAAAUAUAUAUAUGAAUUAAGAUUCUUAGUACUUAUAAAGUAUAACAUUAUAAAAAACGUCACAAAAAUAAAAGUGUCCUACCUAGGAGGCCAUUACGAUCAAAUGGUAACAGACAGCAAACUACCCCAAGGUUCGUGUUGCGUGCUUCUGCCGUGUAGCUUUUAAACAGUUUUGGGUAUUUAUUAUAUUUCAGCUCAAAUUUAUGCACUUUGACAAUCAAUGAAACAUAAUUUUGACAUGGUACUUUGCGAUCUCUAUUGCAAAUACUGGUUACAUUUAACCCUAAGAGACUCUUGGCUUACAAACUGACAAACCAAGAAUCAAACUCGGUUAAAGUUGAGAGUGUUGUAUGCUCGCCGUUGCACGGUUCUUGAAAUAAGUACGGAAGGUUAGACACGAAAAAGACCGUGGCCCUUACUCAUAAAAUCCAUUAAUUUAUGUUCUGCUCUUCAGGGGGGCAAAAAAGAAAAAAAAAAUAUUCAAAUUACAUUGUUGGGGGAAAUUGCCCUUGGUCAAGAUAAAUUAGCAUCUCUGUCUUUCCUAGAGUCAUUCAUCACGAAUCUGUCGAUCAAAGCUUUUAUGACUGAAAUGUGCAUUGCUUUAGUUAUUAUUUUUUCUUCUAUUUAUUUUUGCUUUCUUUGAACCUCGGAAAGAAGUCACUAUGUCAGCCACCGCACCUUCACACAGCUUCAUCAUUCUGUUACUGGAGAAACGUUCUCCACAUGUAAAACAAGAAAGGGGUAAAAGAGGACGGAACUUUAUCGCAUUUCCCCUCAUACCAAAUAAGGCUUCUCUUUUAAGCGAUUAAUAUCAUAUAGGGAGGAUUUUGCAUAGUUGCAACAAAAUGUCAUUUCCCGCUUCGGUUACAUGUUUCUAUGUUCAAAAUUUCAACCAUAUUCCCAGUCGAAAUAUUUUUCAAUAAUAUUCAAAUAUUGCGUGAGUUGAACCCCAAAAUAGACAUUAUAAUGAUGAAAAUAACCUUCGGUUGCUUUUACCUGUGUUUUACUAUUCUCUCAAAUUUUAAUUUAUCAACGACAAACACAAAAAGUCAUUAAGUUUAGCCUAAAGCCAUUAAAGAAAUUUCUCUUUCUUCGAGGGGGGCUGAAACAGUGGCCCAUGAUUAUUGACAUCGUGUGGCGAAGACACACCAAUUCCACGAACGAGACGCAUGGUGAUGCGGUAAAAGUUUAUCAGAAUUUAUAAAUAAGUUUUUGUGAGUUUCCAAAGGAAACUGAUAAAAUUUAAAAACGUCGCAAACGAGGAGACAUCACGCUGAGUCAUGGAGUAGUGGAUCAAUACUACCAGUAGUAAAACGGAACUGACUUAAUUUAAAAAUAAAAGUUCGCCAAAUCGUCGCUCCUCGAAUUUAUCACUCUAAUAGGACUGUUGUCAACUGUUGUUUAGACAAGCAAGCACGAUAAUUAUCCAAAAUUGCUUUUAAGUCAUUCAGUUUUUGAACAACUUUUUCUGUUUAAUGUUGACGCUGCACGCGAGGAUUUUGACCCGUUGGCUUUUUAGCAUAUAAAUUGCGCACCCUUUCAACUCAACUUGUUUGGUUAGAACUGUCAAAUUCUUUAAAUGAAACGAAAAUUGGGUUGAAAAGGCGUAUUGUAUGAGAAAAUUAUCAUUCAAGAGUGAUGACUAUACACAUACGACUGACAAUUUUACGUAAAAAUGGCCUUGAAAGUUUGCGCCAUAGCUUAGAUUUAGAAAUUAGCCGCGCAAAAAGCAAAGAUAAGCAAAAUGGUAUUGGAUGUCACUAAAACGGGGAUUGAGCACGGGGAACGGUAAUAUGAAAUAUGGCAAUAAAACAGACAAUAGGUAAUGGGGUAUUGGCCUAGAGUUUAAGUUAGGUUUUGUUCCUAAGCUUCAUUACCUGUUCCCCGAUCUCAGUUAAAGGAAACUCCCUAACUCCAAAACAUAACGUGGUAUUAGGUCUCCGCCUGUGAAGACAGAUAAGAGUGAAAGAAAGAAAGAGUUUUGCCAUCCGUCUUCAAAUUUCAGACAUAUUAAGACUUGUUAUCCAUGAAUUUUACCUUACAGGUGAAACGGGAAAACGUACAAUAACAAAUUUUAAGUUUCUUGAGUUCGCUUAUGCUCGAGUGACUUAGCAAACAACAUAUAUAAUAGGUUUUCAUUUUCAUUUUGUUUGAGGGGGGGGGGGUGGUAAAUAACUUUUUUAUGAAGUGAGAAAUUUGAAAAGAAAAAAGGAAAACUGGAAACAACCGCUAAACUUGCUGAUUCUAGUUGAGAAUUCUUUACUAUCAUAAACGUGUUCAGUACUUGAAGAAGGUCUGGAUGGGGGGGAGGGGUUUGGUAGAAAUGUCAGCUGUCAGUUAAAAAUUUGCCCACUUGUAGGUUGUCAGUUGAACUUUAGUCUUUUUGUCAGUUGUCAUUUAAAUGAUUAUUAAUGAUUAACUAUGAAACGUAUUUGUAUAUUUUGGAUGCGAAAUUUUGUUUAAAAGGCACAUAUCAUGAAAGUUAAACAUUAAAUUCCAAAACGGAUGCAUUAGUACCUUAAUUUUUAUCAGUUUUGCUAUUGUACCAGCAGCACACACUUCACGCAGCUGCGUUAAGCAUUUCAAGUGGCCCUCCAUUUAUCAAGUCUUGUGUUAUUCUCCUGGCCUCCAAUUUCGCCAAUCAAAAUUUAUGCCUUUAGAAUAUUCAUUUAUUGUGGGCGUAGAUGGUAAGAAAGACAAAGAAAGACCGUAUCUGAAUCAUCUCCAGUCGGUAAAAACUUGCAAUUGUUUUCGUGACGCCCUCAUUCGCAGCCACCGUAUGCUUUCGCGUUCUUAGAGGAAAGUAUUAGAAUUUGAGAUCAUAGGUCAUUUACAACAGAUGAUACAUGACUCGCAUGGGUUCUACAGUAAAUCAUUAACGUCUUGCUGCUAAGAUUACCCAUAAAAACGAACAUUUGAUCACAUUGUCUGACAGAAAGAGUGGCAAAAUGCUACUUAAUUAAGGCCUUAAAAACGGGUUUUGUAGAAAAUAAGGGACAAUCAGUUCCUUUGAAAGUUUUCAGUAAAACCAUAGGUAAGUGUCAGAUGUAGGUUAAAUUUUAGGCUAUUUGUCAGUUGUCAGUUAAGAUUUUGGCCAUUUGUCAGUUGUCUCCAGACCUUCCUUGAACUUAAUCGUGCAAGGAAACGUUAUAGUUCAUGUGUUAUAUAAUCUGCAAGAUGCACAGGAAGACGUCUGAUACGCGAGUAUCUUCGUUAGUCAGGAAGAGGACGUUCCGCUGAUGUGACUGUUUCCUCCAUAAUAGUGAAGGAAUGAUAGAGUGGCACAAUGAUAGGCUAUAGAUGCUCUGCCCGUGAUAUUUCGGUAGGUAAGGCAAAGGGUGGUGGUGUAUGACGCUGAGAUAGCUGAUAGGCUGAAGCAGAGAUUGCAUCAGGGACGGAACUUUGAAGAACUUUGACAUGGUAUGACGAAGUGCAUAACUGGGAUUGGGACGAGACUCUGUUCGAGCGCAAUGAAUUUGCUGCAAGGUGGACUUUAAAAACUCCCUGUUGCAUGUGGGGCUGGUUGGAUAGGCGCUGCUUGUAGAGGCGGAUAUUUAAGUGGUCGUCGAUGAAGGUCAACUGUUUGUUGGAAAACUGGUCGCGUUGUGUUCACAUUUCUCGACCGUUAAAGGCAGAGAUAUCUAAGGGGAAAGUUUGGAGAGUUACGAGAUAGUUUGGCUUCCAGAUCCUGUAGAACCUGGUCGAGCUUAAUCGUAAUCCUAUGCUUUCUUAAGAGUUGAUCGUUGACUUAAGAGCCUUAUGCCAGGUGCAGGGUCAUUACGAAUCACUACAAGUGACAAAACUUGAAUCAACCUCUCUACUGUUUGCAGGACAUGACUCUCCAUUAGAUAUAACAGUGUGGAUGGACAUUUCACGGAAUCCAGAAUCCAUUUCUGAAAUUAUUUUUAAUGGCUGGAAUCAACUUCAAUGUAGUAAUUUGCACACUCAAGCUCAGACUAAAACAACAACUAUCUUGAACAAUGGACCAGGAAUGUUGUUUAAUAUUCCUUCAUUAUUAUCAAUGCGACCGUCACACCUUCGGGUAACGUAGACCAUCGCAUCGCACUCUCACUGAUGUUCCUAUUGUUAGAUCACAAUAUCCCGUCAUUAGAAGCAAUUCACUGAAACUGUGCAAUUUGAACGCAUGAUCAAUAAACAGCAAAUAUGCUGAUUUUUUGUGUUACGUCCAAUCUUGUUGAGCAGAUAUUUUUGCUAUCACUGAGACUUGGUUCACAGAGAUAGACUCGGCACACAGAGUUGACGUGACUCCACCUACGUAUAAGUUGUAUGACCAUGCAAGAUCUGGACUCAACUGGGAAUGGGACUGCCUUACGUUGUGCCGCGAUAACUUAGGUGUGACCAAGGUAGCGGUCGGUUCCAAAAGGUCUGUUGAAUUUUCCGAGUAGAUUAUCCUUGGAAAGGGUUCUUGUAAAGUAUGCAUUGUUGUUGUAUACCGCCUGCAGUAUUCUCCUAAUCAUCCUGUCACUAUCGGUGUGUUUUUUCAGAAUUUUGCUGAUUAUCUGGAGUCCAUUAUUCUUUCUUUGGAGUCGUUGUUGGUAACCGGUGACAUCGAUAUCCAUGUCGAUGUUGUUGGGGAUCCUGAUCGUGCGAAAUUUCUUGAGCUAAACGAAACAGUGGGUCUCCAACAGGACGUUAUUACGCCUACUUGUGAGUCUGGGCAUACAUUGGAUCUGAUCAUCUCGCGGCAAUGUGAAAACCUGGUCAAGACAACGCCUGUAUCUGACUAUCACAUAUCCGAUCCCUGA
Porites lobata is the source of this 5140-nucleotide messenger RNA. Lineage: Eukaryota; Metazoa; Cnidaria; Anthozoa; Scleractinia; Poritidae. The record is from the annotation of a GenBank genome assembly.